AUGGAGGCGGCGGCAAAGAAGAGUGCCUCGAACACAGAAGAGGCGCCAAAGUCUACCCCCACAGAGGCGGCUGCACCGAACACUACCUCCAUGGAGGUGGCGGCAUCGAAGUCAGCCUCGAGCGAAGAAGCAGCGCCGCAAGAAAGCACAUCUCUCCCUCAAUCGGAAACUCAAAUGAAACCUCGAGACGGAGGCAUUACAUACAUGGCAUGGGCGAAAAACUCCGACAACCUCGACGAAAUUAUGGAAACCAAUAGGUUCCUGAACAAUACCGUUGUGGAUAAGAGCGAGCGCAUUAACUUCUGUAAACCUCGACCUGGUAAACGUCUGCUUUGGGGCAGCUUGACGUUGGACGAUGCCGCUCUCAAGAAAGUUCAAGAGUAUCCAGGCAUAGAGCGUGUCCUGGUGGAACCUGAUGUAGACGAAGAUUUCGUAAUCCCAUCGAUAAACGAGUCUGUUUCUACGGGUUGGUUCGCAGAUGCAAUACAGGCCAAACGAUCAACAUCGGACUGGAAGAAGCAAGAUCCUGCACCAAAAAAUCUUGCAUUCAUCAGUCAACCAAAAGAUACACAGCAGAAAGACUACAACGAUUUCGUUUAUCAGGCGAAAGCAGGAGAAGGUGUCUACAUCUACGUUAUCGACACAGGAGUUGCAUACAAUGUUGAAUAUGAGGCGGGUGAGCGGGAGUUUCCCAAAGGCAAAGCUUUUUCGCUACAGACCGAAGAUUCCAAGUUUCGUAAAGAUCCAGAAGAUUCAGACUCACAUGCCAACUCUCAUGGGACUAAAGUGGCUUCAGUCGCUCUAGGUCAACGAUUUGGGGUUGCCAAAGGAGCCACACUCAUUGCAGUAAAAGCCAUACCGACAGUCGUUGACAGACUAGAAGCGGUCGAGCUCGUCUAUGAAGACAUUGUCAAUAACCCAGAUCGGGUCAAGAAGUGCGUCGUGGUAACUCCCUGGACUGUGAAGAACAACGAUCCAGCGUAUGAAGAAGCGUUUACAAUCGUAUUCAAGAGACUGCUCGGUUUGGGGGUCCCCGUAGUGGCAGCAGCUGGAAAUGAACGUAAGAGAUCGGAUGACAUUGAUAAACUACCACCAUUGCUGUUUGGGCCAAAAUUUCCAAUUAUCAAUGUUGGAGGAUCCGACAACAAUGGUGUACGUGGUGGAUCCUCGCAAGGUGGUUCCAAACUUGCGAUCUAUGCUCCGGGUCAAGGCGUAGAAUUGUCGGACAAAGAUGGGAAAUCGGUGGUAGGUUCAGGAACAUCGUUUGCGUCUCCAGCAGUAGCAGGCCUGAUCGCAACGUACAUGGCCUACGAUACUAUCCCGUGGGAUGACAGCAAAAAGGGCAUUGAGCGCGUUCAAGCAAUCAUGUCGUUUGUUCAGUCGGAUGCAAGCAGUGUUAUACGCAACACCGAGACCAAAUUACGAAUUAUUUGGAACGGCGCCACAAUAGAAGAUCACAAAGACGCCCAGUCGGAAGGGAGCAGCCCACUACCCUACAAACCAGGCACCUGUGUCGUGAGCGUCAUCCUGACCCAGGAGCUUUAUUCGCCUGUUUCGCAAACGUAUGGUUGGGAAGGUGAUAUCUACAAUGCGGCUGGCGCACGCAUCAACGGUUGCAGCACCCAGUACCAGAUCCAUCCAACCUCUGAGGAUUUCAGUAUUGGGUGUGAUCCUCUCAAGAAUGGAGUUACUGUGCACGUCGGCGACCGUGACGUUCUGGAUUUCAAAUUCGGCGAUCAGACCUGGAACUCGGCUGAUAAGAACGCUUGUGCGGACGGCUCAUGGGCACAAGUCAAUGACAAGCCCGUAAGUGAUAUACCCGUGCUAUCUGCUCUUGGUAUUCAACACUAA
Molecule: messenger RNA, 1851 nt
Organism: Dothidotthia symphoricarpi CBS 119687
Lineage: Eukaryota; Fungi; Ascomycota; Dothideomycetes; Pleosporales; Dothidotthiaceae
Product: subtilisin-like protein
Exons: 5
Coding region: 1-1851 (616 amino acids)
Biological process (GO): proteolysis
Molecular function (GO): serine-type endopeptidase activity
Source: RefSeq, a predicted model, not a curated record